CAGAGGACGAGUGGGCUCCGCACAUUUCGGGGGGCAGAAACGAGGCCAGAGCCCCGGAGAUGCUGCUCCCAGUAAAACGCCUCAGUUCUCCCGCACUCCCCUCUCUGGCGCUGCGACGGGACAGAGGAACGGGACGGGUCGGGACAGCUCUUCUGCUGCAAUCCCCCCGGAACAGCCGCACUGCCGUAAAACCUCUGCCCCCCGCCACUCCCGGGCGGGGACACGAAAGGCAGAAGCUGCGUUAAGGCCACGCCGCUUUUUUUGCGAGCAGUGGCGCAAAUGCACGCUCAUGCCUUUGGCAGCUGCCGGCCAGAAACUGCCGGGAAGUAGAAAAUCCACACGUACACACCCUUCCGAGCAAGGAGGAACGGCUAAACUAUCUCGUCCCCGCUCGCACCUCCUCUUACCCUAUAUUCCGGGACAGGUGGGGUGCCGCCCCUUCUCCACCUGGGCGGGGAAGGCUCUGCCGGUUUCUCCUCCCCUCUCCUCCUUGCUCCCUCCCCAUCCUCCUCCUCCUUGGCGUCCCCAGAGGGAGCCCCUGCGCUCCGCGACCGAGUGGAGAGCGCAGCCGGGCGCACCCCGUCCCACAGCCGGCUCCAGCCGCUCCGCAAGCCCUUGUGCACCCGCCGCCGCCUGCAGCAGGAGGAGCGGAGCUGGGAGGAGGAGGAGGAGGAAGGCAGCAGCCCGCCCGCAGCCCGCCCGCAGCGGGGCACGCACGUGUGCGCGCAGACCUCGACGGCCGCCCUCCAGCAUGCUGCUCGGAGCCGCGCAGGGCAGAGCGCCGGAGAGGAGCUGAUCGCUGCGGCGGGAGAAGAGCAGAGCAGAGCAGGAGCGACUCCCCGGCAUCCUCCGUGCGCUCGUCCCGUCCGACCCCCGAGGACUCCCCAGGCACUCCGGCGAGGGAGCGGCGGUCCCGCAGCAUGGGCGGCCGCAGCCCCCUCGCUGCCGCCGGGCCCCGCGGCGCCGCUGUCCUGGUGCUGCUGCUGGGGCGCCUCGCUCUCUGCCUCGCCGUGGAGGGAAAGAAAGUUUGUCAAGGGACAAAUAACAAGCUGACCCAGCUGGGACAUGUGGAAGACCAUUUCACCAGCCUGCAGAGGAUGUACAACAAUUGUGAGGUGGUACUCAGCAACCUGGAGAUUACAUAUGUGGAGCACAAUCGUGACCUCUCUUUCCUGAAGACAAUACAGGAGGUUGCAGGCUACGUGCUCAUCGCACUUAACAUGGUGGAUGUCAUUCCCCUUGAAAACCUCCAGAUCAUCCGAGGCAAUGUGCUGUAUGACAACUCUUACGCCCUGGCAGUUUUAUCCAACUACCACAUGAAUAAAACCCAGGGACUCCGACAGCUGCCAAUGAAGCGGCUUUCAGAAAUUCUCAAUGGAGGUGUUAAAAUCAGCAACAACCCCAAACUGUGCAACAUGGACACUGUUCUUUGGAAUGACAUCAUUGACACAAGCAAGAAGCCUCCCACAGUGCUUGAAUUUGCGAGCAACCUAUCUUCUUGUCCCAAAUGCCAUCAGAACUGCACAGAAGACCACUGCUGGGGCCCAGGCCAACAAAAUUGCCAGACAUUAACAAAAGUCAUCUGUGCUCAGCAGUGCUCUGGUCGAUGCAGAGGAAAGGUGCCCAGCGACUGCUGCCACAACCAGUGUGCUGCGGGGUGCACUGGCCCUCGGGAGAGUGACUGCCUGGCAUGCCGCAAGUUUCGGGAUGAUGCUACGUGCAAGGAUACAUGUCCCCCAUUGGUCCUGUAUAACCCCACCACUUACCAGAUGGAUGUGAACCCUGAAGGAAAAUACAGCUUUGGAGCCACUUGUGUGAAGGAAUGUCCACACAACUAUGUGGUGACAGACCAUGGCUCCUGCGUUCGCUCGUGCAAUGCUGAUACUUAUGAAGUGGAAGAAAAUGGUGUUCGGAAGUGUAAAAAGUGUGAUGGGCUAUGCAGCAAAGUGUGCAAUGGCAUCGGAAUAGGUGAGCUUAAAGGGAUCCUCUCCAUAAAUGCCACAAACAUCGACUCCUUCAAAAACUGUACCAAGAUCAAUGGGGACGUCAGCAUUCUCCCAGUUGCAUUUCUAGGUGAUGCCUUCACGAAGACCCUACCUUUGGAUCCCAAGAAGUUGGAUGUCUUCAAAACAGUCAAAGAAAUAUCAGGAUUUUUGUUGAUUCAAGCCUGGCCUGAGAAUGCUACUGAUCUCUAUGCUUUUGAAAAUCUGGAGAUUAUACGAGGCAGAACAAAGCAGCAUGGCCAGUAUUCCCUUGCCGUUGUUAACUUGAAAAUAAAGUCCCUAGGGCUGCGGUCCCUCAAGGAAAUAAGUGAUGGAGAUGUUGCCAUUAUGAGGAACAAGAACCUCUGCUAUGCUGACACCAUGGACUGGCACAGCCUGUUUGCAACUGAGAGCCAGAAAACGAAGAUUUUACAGAAUAGAGAUAAAAAUGAGUGUGCUGCUGCCAAGCAUGUUUGUGACCCGCUGUGCUCAGAUGUAGGCUGCUGGGGCCCAGGGCCCUUCCACUGCUUCUCCUGCAGGUUUUUUGAUCGUCAGAAAGAAUGUGUGAAACAGUGUAACAUCCUGCAAGGGGAGCCAAGAGAGUUUGAAAAGGAUUCCAAGUGCCUGCCCUGCCACCCUGAGUGCCUGGUGCAAAACUCCACCAUGUACAAUGCGACCUGCACUGGACCUGGCCCUGACAAUUGCAUGAAGUGUGCCCAUUUUAUAGAUGGCCCCCACUGUGUGAAAUCCUGCCCAGCAGGCGUUCUGGGUGAGAAUGACACCCUCGUCUGGAAAUAUGCCGAUGGGAAUAAUGUUUGCCAGCUCUGCCAUCCAAACUGCACCCGGGGGUGCAAAGGGCCAGGUCUUGAAGGCUGUCCAAAUGGCUCCAAGAUCCCAUCUAUCGCAGCCGGUGUUGUCGGAGGUCUCCUGUGCCUGGUGGUGGUGGGCCUGGGCAUCGGCCUGUACCUGCGGAGACGCCACAUCGUCAGAAAGCGGACCCUGCGCCGGCUGCUGCAGGAGAGGGAGCUUGUUGAACCACUGACACCCAGUGGGGAGGCACCAAACCAGGCUCAUCUGAGAAUUUUAAAGGAAACAGAAUUUAAAAAGGUCAAAGUUUUAGGCUCUGGAGCUUUUGGCACUGUUUAUAAGGGUCUUUGGAUCCCAGAAGGAGAGAAGGUUAAAAUUCCUGUUGCUAUUAAAGAGUUGAGAGAGGCUACAUCACCAAAAGCCAACAAGGAAAUACUUGAUGAAGCUUAUGUGAUGGCUAGUGUUGACAAUCCUCAUGUGUGUCGCUUGUUGGGAAUCUGCCUCACUUCAACUGUCCAGCUCAUCACACAGCUGAUGCCUUACGGCUGCCUCCUGGAUUACAUCCGAGAGCACAAGGACAACAUCGGCUCUCAGUACCUCCUCAACUGGUGUGUGCAGAUUGCAAAGGGAAUGAACUAUCUGGAGGAACGGCGCCUGGUGCACCGUGACCUUGCUGCCAGGAACGUCCUCGUUAAGACUCCUCAACAUGUGAAAAUCACGGACUUUGGGCUGGCAAAGCUGCUCGGUGCAGACGAGAAGGAGUAUCAUGCCGAGGGAGGCAAGGUUCCUAUUAAAUGGAUGGCAUUGGAGUCAAUUUUACACCGGAUUUACACUCAUCAAAGUGAUGUCUGGAGUUAUGGUGUGACAGUCUGGGAGCUGAUGACAUUUGGUUCCAAGCCGUAUGAAGGGAUCCCUGCCAGUGAGAUCUCCUCUGUCCUGGAGAAGGGCGAGCGUUUGCCGCAGCCCCCCAUCUGUACCAUCGAUGUGUACAUGAUCAUGGUCAAAUGCUGGAUGAUUGAUGCAGACAGCCGUCCCAAGUUUCGUGAGCUGAUAGCUGAAUUCUCAAAAAUGGCCCGUGACCCUCCACGCUAUCUUGUUAUACAGGGAGAUGAUAGGAUGCACCUGCCCAGCCCUACGGACUCCAAGUUUUAUCGCACCCUGAUGGAGGAGGAGGACAUGGAAGAUAUAGUGGAUGCAGAUGAGUACCUCGUGCCACACCAGGGCUUUUUCAACAGCCCUUCAACAUCUCGCACUCCUCUCUUGAGUUCAUUGAGUGCUACCAGCAACAACUCUACUACAACCUGCAUUGACAGGAAUGGGCAGGGGCACCCUGUGCGGGAAGACAGCUUUGUUCAGAGGUAUAGCUCAGACCCAACAGGUGCUUUCUUGGAGGACAGCAUAGAUGACAGCUUCCUACCAGCCCCAGAGUAUGUAAACCAAUUGGUGCCCAAGAAAGCAUCUGCCUCAGCAGUCCAGAAUCCAAUCUACAACAACUUCUCUCUCACAGCAAACUCAAAGGUCCCCACAGACUCCAGCUACCAGAAUUCACACAGCACAGCUGUGGACAACCCCGAGUAUCUCAACACCAACCAGUCUCCCCUGGCCAAGACAGUCUUUGAGAGCUCUCCCUACUGGAUCCAAGCGGGCAACCACCAAAUAAAUCUGGACAAUCCUGACUACCAGCAGGACUUCUUACCCAAGGAAACCAAACCUAAUGGUCUCUUAAAAGUUCCUGCAGCAGAAAACCCAGAGUACUUGAGGGUAGCGGCACCAAAAAGUGAAUACAUUGAGGCCUCAGCAUGACCAUAGAGAAUUUCUUCUUGCAGCAAGGCAAGCUGGAUAAGUGAACUGUUGGCUGCUGCAAGAGUGGACUCUGGCUCAGAGCAAAUGACAACCACAAUGCAUCAAAAAGUACCUCUGCUUUUCAGCGUGGGGCUUUGAAACUGCAAAGCCUGUCUGAUGGUAGUUUGGGUCUUUCCUUGCCCAUUUCCAUGUAAUAAUUGAGGUCCAUAGCCUGUGCUCGGAUGCACGUUGGGAUGGAGCAGGAUCUUCCUGGACUGAAGAAAUAUGGAUGCAUUACUUACAUUUUCAAAUGGUAGCAUGGUAAAAAGCCACUCUGGGAUGAACUUGAGAGCUGUACACAUUGUACAGUCAAAUUCCUUUCUACAUUCUGUAUUUUUAUAAAUGUUUCUAACAGAAUUUUUGGAUCUUUUACAAGAUCAGAUGCUUGUACUGCUCGUCUGCUAAGUGUUGCUCAGAUCACCAGCAGGAAAAAGAAUUAUGUUCCAAAUCUCCUGGAACUGAAACUGUUAUUCCAAACCACCAGAUUUUUACAAAUUGGCUCCAUAUACAGCCUUUUGGCCCAAAGGUGAGAAAUGCAUCUGAGGGACGUAUGGGCGAUUCUGCCUAGGGCAGUAUGGAGUGGAUUGGUCUGGGGAAAACUAGCACAAGGAGCAAAAUGGCACAAUGCAUCACCUGCUGACCACUACUGCUACAAACUGACAAGAGGAACACGCCUCCAAGUCACCUAUACAUGAUUAUAAAGUGCUCACUAGUCUGUUUUCUGAUGGUCAAACCCAAAACUAUUUUUGUUCUGAUCCCUUAUGCAGCUGUCAAGUUGUCAAAAUGCCUUUCUUCUUCAACAACACUGUUAAAGAUGUUGCUGUAACUGAAAAAUGAAGUGUCAGAUAAUGUUUAACAGACUUCAAUUAAAUGUCAAGGAAAUGCAAAUAGUGGCAAAUUGGAGCACUCAUGAGACAGACUGGAAGAACUAUACUAAAUUAAACUUGACUAAGGCAAGAAACACAGGUAGCUCUAGUCAAGCAGCCUCAUUUCCCUUUUUAAAGGGGCUCAAAGCAGAAAUAAUUUUCCCUACUAAAGGGGUAUCUAAGUAGCACACUUCAGUCACUUCAAGAGAGUAGUGCCAAAUGCUGUCCCACACUGGGGCAAAGGCUGGGGCUGGUUACAUGUCCCUUUGGGGUUGCUAUCCUGGCAAUGCAGGAGGAGCACUGAGAAUGAAUUAAGGAAAGAAAGAAUAAUCUGGUAUGAUGGAAAAUAUUAUCUCCCUCUUCUGAAGCACAGGGUUGCCUACUGCUUCUUUGAAAUACGCAGUGUCAUCUUCUGGUUAUUAGUGUGGUAUAGGCAGGCAAGGCAAGGCUAAGAUUUUGGCUUGUUGCUAUAAAUCAGUCACAGCAGCAAAAACAGCUACUCUUCCCAGUGACCCAUAAAACUAUUCCAUCACUAACAUUUCUUAUGAAUGUAGGAGGAGUAAAAUGCCUAAAGUGUGAACUUAUUCAGUCCUUUAAAUGCAUCCCGCCAGCAGCUUGGCAGUGCUAUUUUAAUCAAACCACUAGAUCAGAAAGCAACUUCUCGUUUGGGGACAAAGGCCCUUAACUAGUUGAAUGUUGGUAACUUGCUUGAAGGUAGCAUAAGCAGCUGACUUGGAGAGGAUCUGUAGCCUAUAUUAAGCAGCAAGAAACAGUCAAAUUUAUGCUGCUGCUGUAUUUUGAAUACAUCAUUAUGUAUUUCAGUUUAAGUAUUGCAUCUGAAGUCCGGGAUCAAGCAGCAAAUCCUUAGGGCAAAUCUGUUUUUUCAGAUUUACAGAGUAAAGGAGACCUUCAGUCAUGUGAAAUGAGCCCUUUUUUAAGUAACAUGCAUUAGCAGUUUGUAUGUGUACAGCUCACAGGUCCCACUACAGUACAGGGUGAAGUGGCAUGUUGGGUCAGAAUCCAGAGAUUGUUCUAUUUGGUAAGUUGUCUCACCAUGACCAAGUCCCAGACACAGCAGUGUGGAAGAUGCAAUGUUUGACUUGGAUUAUUGGUGGCUUAUAUUUAAAACAGUAACCAGAAUUCAGUUCCCACGUCCAAUUAGCAGCAGAUUUCUCCUUGCAUUCCUGGGAGCAGAUUUGUUGUGUUGCUCUCACAAGUGUGCAACAUGUGCGCACAGGCAGCGCUGCUCUUCCCCACCCACCACCCUGGCAAAAAUGUACAUAAAACUAAAAAAAGAUCUUAACAGAAUUCACAGAUAAUUUUUCAAUUUGCUGAAUCUGUUACGUCUCCAAGCAGAACACUAGAAAAUCACACAGUGCAUAUUCUCCCACAGAAUCUUUCAAACACUACUGCACAAAGGAAUUUACUGAUUUUAAUCUGUUAGCUAAAACAAGAAAGCCGCUGACAAAUAGCAAUGUGUAUCACCAGCAUUAUGUAGCAUGAAUAGAGGUUAACACUUGCCCUUUUAAAACAAUUCAGGAGGGAUUCAGUAGUAGUUCAUUGCUAGAAACAAGGAGAUUCAUCUAAAAAUUAAGCAAUCUAAGUUUCAAAGAACAUCUCUCUUGGAAUGUGAUGUUUUUGACGAAAAGAGUAGAAAAGAGGAUGUAGGACCACAAACUGUUGAUAGGAAUGUAGAUUCCAGAUUGGCGGUAUCAACUAUAUAUUGCGAAGUAUUUCUGGUAAAUAGGCAUCCUGUAAGCCAUGAUUUGUAAGUUGGCAGCUCAGUAAUGAUUCAAAAGCCAGCAAAAAAAAAACUAGGUGGUGCCUGCAGGGGCAGAUACAGUGGCUCUGGGA
This is a messenger RNA of Poecile atricapillus (Black-capped chickadee), 7351 nucleotides long. RefSeq names its product epidermal growth factor receptor (gene EGFR). Gene Ontology annotation, cellular component: signaling receptor complex; basal plasma membrane. Gene Ontology annotation, biological process: cell differentiation; negative regulation of apoptotic process; protein phosphorylation. The transcript is spliced from 28 exons. Bases 921 to 4592 code for a protein of 1223 amino acids. The record is from RefSeq and is a predicted model, not a curated record. Gene Ontology annotation, molecular function: ATP binding; epidermal growth factor receptor activity; epidermal growth factor binding. Lineage: Eukaryota; Metazoa; Chordata; Aves; Passeriformes; Paridae.